AUGGCCUCCGUAUCGGGUCAGUGUGCCGGGGUUGACCACCUGGGCCGUGCACCGACCCCAGAGGAUCUGCACCGAGUAUAUCUACGGACGGUUGAGGGUACUGACACGGUGUUUAACACGCUAUUAUCCAUACUGCGACAGCCGGCCCUUGGCCAGUACGUUCGUCAUGUGAAGCUGGAUCGCGCCGUGGCCUAUCCAAUCGAGCCGCCCGAUCUGAAAACCACGAGAGAGAUAAAUGAGGAGGAUCGGAAAUUACUAGAGGGCGCGGUACGCCAGGCCGGGUUUGAAGGCAAGCAGCAUGACAUGAUGAUGCACAUCGUUACGCAUCGAUCACGUGAACUCAGCUUUCGCGAUAGUCAGCAAGCAAUCGAUUUAAUCCAUCUUACGCAGGCGCUGACUGCUUUGAUUAUUUCCGUCGCUCCAAAGCUAGAGUCUUUCGCCUUUCCCGUUAUACGUUCUGAAUUCGACUCACCGAGCGAAUGCUAUCUGAUGCUGCAAGCGUUCUUGGAGCGGGCGAAUGCCAAUCCGACGAAAAUUUCAUACCUACAAAAUCUACGCGACGUCUGCUGUCUUGGUAACAAAGAUCUGAUUUUGAGUGAUGAGCGGUUCUAUGAGAACUAUGACCUGGCGGAGCAGAUGAAGUUGGUCGGCAACUUGCCGGCCGUGGAGACCAUCAGGGUGGAUGCCAUUGAGGAUAGACACGAAAGUAUCGAGCUCGAACCUCGAUCGACCAACUUCAAGAAGGUGUAUAUCCGGAACUCGAACUACUCCAGUGGAAGCCUGGCCGAAAUCAUCAAGUCGUGCAGAAGGCUUGAAGAAUUUGAAUACUCAAUCGGCGGACGAGGUUCUGUCGAUGGCAGCCACGCUAUGUUCAUAGAGCGGCAUCUGCUAGACGCAUUACUGUAUCAUACAAAUACGCUACAAAAGCUCGAGGUGGAUGUCGAUGAGGAAUUCAUCGAAGAGCGACCAGCGUACUGGGAUACAGAGGACGAAUAUAGCGUCGGAGAAGACCCAUACGAGGGGGAUUACGUUGACGGACGGCCUGAGUCACUCCGAGACUUUACGGUUAUGAAGCAUCUCCGUAUAGGAAUCAAGCUGCUGAUGGCUCUUGCACGUGCUAGUAUUGGCAAGGGUGGCUCGGAGGAACCAUUGUUUUCUUUAGUCGACAUCCUUCCACCAAACUUGGAGUGCCUGUGUAUCUUAGGAUAUACAGUUGGGGCCAAUAGUAAGCAUGACGCCCAUAUUUCCUUUCUCAUGGAGAAUCUCGACAGGCUACCAUUAUUGAAGGAGAUUGCUGGUGUGGAUGUACAUAUACCGAACGCAAAGUCAGUCGAGAAUCCUGACGAAGAAUAG
Molecule: messenger RNA, 1353 nt
Organism: Aspergillus bombycis
Lineage: Eukaryota; Fungi; Ascomycota; Eurotiomycetes; Eurotiales; Aspergillaceae
Exons: 2
Coding region: 1-1353 (450 amino acids)
Source: RefSeq, a predicted model, not a curated record